GGCCGAGAUGUUUUUAUACACCAGUCUCAGUACGAGGGAAGGAAGACCGGCGACCGCGUCACGUUCAAGGUGCAGGUGGUGAAGGGCCAGCCGCAGGCGCGCGACGUGGCGCUCAGCCAAGAAGCCGACGCGCCCACGGCGAGCAACCUGGCGAGCCCGGCCUUUGGACCAGCCGCUGCGCCAGCGGUGGCCGCGGCCGCGGUUGCGGCCGAGCUGCAGGGCCUGGAGGCUGUCACCCUCGGGCGGAAGCUGCAGAGGGCUUGUGCGUCGGCACGGGUGGAGUCGUCCGAGGUCAUGCAGGACCUCCUGCGCGCUGGCGCCAGCGCCAACGUGCCCGACGAGGCCACGGGCCAACUGCCGUUGCAGGUCUGCGCGCUUAACGUGCGGCAUGCAGAACGGAAGUGCCGCCUACUCGUUGAGCACCGCGCUGAUGUACAGGCCAUGUGCACCGAGACCCACACCGUGCUACAGUGGGCCAGGGAGCGGAUCAACCCGAAGUUCGCAGCGUUCCUCGAGGCGUUGCAGCGUGGCGAUUCGCGGGCCACCUCCGAGGAGGUCACGCUGGGCGGGGCCCCCCCCGAGGAGUUCUGAGCCGGCGGGGGCAGCCCUGUGGCGGACGGGCCAGGGGGCCGCGAGGCGGCGAGCCAGAUUGGCAUUCUCGCCAUCCUCGGCACCCUGCUCCCCCUUCCCCUUCCCCGCCCUGUCCCUCCGCCCUCCCCUCCCUGUCCCUUCCCUCCCCCUCCCCUUCCCCCGGUCCCCGCCCCCCCGUUCCCCCCCCCCUUCCCUCCUCCCUUUCCGCCUCCC
Molecule: messenger RNA, 804 nt
Organism: Prorocentrum cordatum
Lineage: Eukaryota; Dinophyceae; Prorocentrales; Prorocentraceae
Source: the annotation of a GenBank genome assembly